AUCCCGCGCCCAGAGGGUUGGCGUCUCAGUCCCAGAGCCUGGGAACCGCGCAGCUUCUCGCGUCCCGACUCCAGCGCGGACCCACACGGGACCUGGACUCAAAGCUUCUCCGGUGCCAGCUCAGGGAGCAGGGCUCUCCGCACUAACUUCUUCCGCGCGGCUCCGUCACUCCGGGCAGUGCCCGGUGCGCACCUGCCAACUCCGCCUUCUGCACCUGCCACCCCUGAGCCAGCGCGGGCACCCAAGCGAGCCAUGGCCAACGCGGGGCUGCAGCUCUUAGGCUUCAUCCUGGCCUUCCUGGGCUGGAUCGGCUCCAUUAUCAGCACGGCACUGCCCCAGUGGAAGAUUUACUCCUAUGCGGGGGACAACAUCGUGACGGCCCAGGCCAUCUACGAGGGGCUGUGGAUGUCCUGCGUGUCGCAGAGCACCGGGCAGAUUCAGUGCAAAGUCUUCGACUCCUUGCUGAAUCUGAACAGUACAUUGCAAGCCACCCGCGCUUUGAUGGUGAUUGGCAUCCUGCUGGGACUGAUAGCCAUCUUUGUGGCCACAAUUGGCAUGAAGUGUAUGAAGUGCUUGGAAGACGACGAGGUGCAGAAGAUGCGGAUGGCUGUCAUUGGGGGCGUGAUCUUUCUUAUUGCAGGUCUGGCUGUUUUAGUUGCCACAGCAUGGUAUGGCAAUAGAAUUGUUCAAGAAUUUUAUGACCCCAUGACCCCAGUCAAUGCCAGGUAUGAAUUUGGUCAGGCUCUCUUUACUGGCUGGGCUGCUGCCUCUCUCUGCCUUCUGGGAGGUGCCCUACUUUGCUGCUCCUGUCCCCGAAAAACAACAUCUUACCCAACACCGCGGCCCUAUCCAAAACCUGCACCUUCCAGUGGGAAAGACUAUGUGUGACACAGAAGCAAAAGGAGACAGCAGCUGUUGAAACAAAUAGAAAGUGGACAUUGAAAUACUGUCAUUGACAUUAGGACUUUAGACUUUUGACUAUUGUAGUAUGAACUACGGUAUUGCAAAAAAACAACAAAUGCAAAAAAAAAAGUUAUUUUUUUAAAAUGCACAUUGCUAAAAAUGGCUUAGUUUUAUUUUACCUCCUUUCCUCAAUGCAGGAGGGAAGCCUUUUCCAUUUUUAUUACUGCUUCCCACUGAGUAAUCAUCUCAAAUGUGGGGAAGGGGAGCUCCUUAAAUAUAUAUAGAUAUGUACAUAUACAUGUUUUUCUAUUAAAAGUUAGAUAGCAAAAAUUCUUAUUAUGUUGGUACCAGAAUACUUAAAAUAUAUCUAAAAAAAGAAAAAGAUAUUUAAUUCUAUAUUGAUUUAAAAAGUAGUUUAUCUGGUAUAUUUUUCUUUUUCUAUAUGGACACAUAUAUAAUAGGUGAAAUAUUAUUUUCCCACUUUCAUCAGCUUUUACCAUCUUUGACAAAAGACCUAACCUGCUUUACUAAGUAUGGAUUUUACUUCUUCACAUGUGGCUUUUCAUGUGCUUCUUUUAUAUUAUUUUUAAUUAUGAUCUUAUAGCAUGUGCUUUCAUCUUCCUUCAUGCCUUUUUUUUUUUUAUGAGGUUGAGCUUAAAUCUUGAAUCUGAUAACACAUUUCAUAAGCCUACAAUUUAAUUCCAAGAGUCAGGAAGAAUCUCUUACAGAUCAGAACUUUGGGAGCAUGUCUUUCUGCAAGACCAAGAUGAUAUGUUCCUGCUUACUUUCCACACGAUUUCUGGACUCUGACCUACAGUGCUCUUGUUUGCUUUGAAAAUAUUUGUCUGAUUCAGUUGCUUUGUGCUGCUUUCCCAAGUGUUGUAACACAAUUUUAUUGAUUGAAUUUUAAGCUACUUAUUCACAGUUGUGUAUGCCCUCAAACUUUUUCUCCCCCACCCACCUCAACUGUAUUGUUUUCUCCGAUGUACUUAUCGUGUAGUUUACCCCUUUCUAGAGAGAAAAUGGCUCAUUUGUCUGUUUGGUCUGAAUGAAGUACUAGACUUCCUGUAGUGAUAAUCUGAUGACAGAUAUUCUCUCUCUAACUGUAAGCAAGUCACCUAGUCUUUCUCCUCUUUUCCCACCUGUCAAAUUGAGAUAAUGACACUUAACCAGCUGGUAGAGGCGGUGUGAGUAUUAAUUAGUUGAUAUUAUGCUCAUUCUUUGAACAUGAACCAUGCUUAAGUAGUGUUUUUAUUUGCUCAGUUGGCGGUUAAGUCACGGAAUCAAACCUAUGAACACAUUUUUAUAUUGGUUGGCACCUUCCUUUCUUCAUUGGCCCAUCUCCUUUCUAUGAACGGUGUCUAGCAUGCUUUUGGUUCUCCGCUCCAUUUUAACAAUUGCUCUUAGUUUUCCUGACUGAGAAAUUGUUACUUCACACGAGCAAGAUGAUGUAAUGGAAAGGUGUUGGCUUUGGUGACUGGAGUCUUGGUGCUAUCAAUUACUGUUUGGGUUUCAGCAAGGCACUUGGCUGCCCUAGAUUCAGUGCCUCAUCUGUAAAAAGGAGAUUGAAAUUCUUGACCUGCCUACCUCACAGGGCUGUUGUGGGGAUCCAGUAAGAUGGGAUACAUGUAAGUGUGGUUUUAAAAGGUAAAAAAAAAAAAAAAAAAUGUGUACUGUUCUGGGGAAA
Mustela erminea (ermine) is the source of this 2590-nucleotide messenger RNA. It is a transcript of the gene CLDN1, whose product is annotated as claudin 1. Gene Ontology annotation, molecular function: structural molecule activity. Gene Ontology annotation, biological process: cell adhesion; bicellular tight junction assembly. NCBI's taxonomy places the organism in Eukaryota, Metazoa, Chordata, Mammalia, Carnivora, Mustelidae. Gene Ontology annotation, cellular component: plasma membrane; bicellular tight junction. The coding region runs from base 253 to 888 and encodes 211 amino acids. The transcript has 4 exons. The record is from RefSeq and is a predicted model, not a curated record.